AGAGGCAGCUUAGUGUGAGCACCUGUCUUAAGGAAUAAUCCAAUAUCUUGAGAAAUCUUUAGGUGUCUGUACAAAAAGAAGUACAACCCAAAGGCUGCACAGUUUAGAGAGAAUAUCUGAAUUUUCAGAAUCCUUCACCUUGAUUUCAGUCAGCCAUUGAUAAGCUGUUGUUCCCAGGAUGAAGACACCCAUAACAACUGCCUGGCGAGUAGCAAUUGUCCUUGCUGUCUUCUUGAUGUUGGUGACAGCAAUUGUUGUGACACUGUUUGUUCUCCACUUUCAGUCUAAUAAGAAAAAUGAUGGUUAUUUAAUUGGUGUGGGUCGGGCUGACUGUACUGGGCCUGUAAGUGAAGUACCUUUUAUGGGCUAUGGAAAUCCAGACCAGAAUGGUGCUGGCCUUAUCUCACGUCAAUACUGUAGAACAUUCAUCGUAGCAGAGCCCGAGGACUGGAAGAAACGAAUGGUGUAUGUUACUGCCGAGAUAGGAAUGAUGUCUCAAAGGGUCAGGCUGGAGGUAGUGAAACAGUUGAAACACAGAUACGGAGAUCUCUACAGGCAUGACAACGUAAUACUGAGUGGAACUCAUACCCAUUCAGGGCCAGGAGGGUAUUUUCAGUACACUAUCUUUCUGAUAACAGGCAAGGGGCUUAUACAGCCAUCCCUUAAUGCCAUUGUCAAUGGGAUCCUAGAGAGUAUUGACAUGGCUCAUCAAAAUAUGAGGAAAGGACGCAUUUUCAUCAAUAAAGGUUUGGUGGACCACACUCAGAUCAACAGAAGUCCCUUUUCUUAUCUUCGUAAUCCAGAGUCUGAAAAGGCCAGAUAUGCAUCCAAUACAGACAAAGAAAUGGUGGUGCUGAAGAUGGUCGCUGAAAAUGGUGAAGACAUGGGACUGUUUAGCUGGUUUGCAAUUCACCCAGUCAGUAUGAAUAAGAGCAACUGUCUUGUAAGUAGUGACAAUGUUGGCUAUGCAGCAUAUCUCUUGGAACAAGAAAAGAAUGAAGGAUACCUCACAGGAAAGGGACCCUAUGUAGCAGCUUUGGGAUCAUCUAACCUAGGAGAUGUGUCUGCAAACACAAAUGGUCCACACUGCAUAAACACAGGAGAGUCAUGUGAAAAUUUCAACAAUUACUGCCCAGAAGGUGGGUCCCAGAUGUGCAUAGCCACAGGUCCCGGCAAGGACAUGUUGGAGAGCACACAAAUAAUUGGGAGAAACAUCUACUUGAAAGCAAAGGAACUGUCUACAAAGGCCUCUGAAGAGAUAAAUGGUCCUAUCAGAACAGCUCACCAGUGGGUGAACAUGGCUAACGUUACCGUGCAGUUCAAUGCUACUCACUCGGGCAGAACAUGCAUACCAGCUUUGGGGUACAGCUUUGCUGCAGGAACUAUAGAUGGACCAGGAGUUAUGAAUUUCACUCAAGGCACAACAGAAGGUGAUCCAUUCUGGGAUGCGGUCCGCAAUGGACUUCUUGCUGAGCCGUCCAAUGAAACCCAAGAAUGCCACCGACCUAAGCCUAUCCUUCUUCCUACAGGAGAGCUUUCAAAACCCUACCCAUGGCAUCCACACGAGAUUGAUGUUCAGAUAGGUACCAUUGGAUCUAUGGCAAUAGUGGCUCUUCCAGGAGAGUUUACGACAAUGGCUGGAAGAAGAGUACGUGAAGCUAUUAAAAGUGAAUUUGAGACUCAAGGGAAACCAGGAAUGAAUAUUCUACUUUCGGGAUUGUGCAAUGUUUAUACCCAUUAUAUAACUACUUAUGAAGAGUAUCAGGCUCAACGAUACGAAGGAGCAUCCACCAUUUUUGGACCGCACACGCUUUCUGCUUAUAUCCAAUCAUUCCGUGGUCUGGCCAAGGCUAUUGCUAAGGAUACCAUUCAGGAUUUACCACAAUAUCCAGAGCCAGCUGUUUUCAACAUAAGCCUGAACUUCUUGCCUCCAAUUGUUGAUACCAGACCCAUUGGUCGUAAAUUUGGAGAUGUCCUACAAGAUGCUCAGUCAAAGUACAGGGUGGGUGAGGUGGUUGAUGUGCAUUUCGUUGGUGCAAAUCCAAGGAAUUCUGCAGGAAAUAUGAACAAUUUCACUUUUCUGACGGUGGAGAGACUUGACAACAUUUCCAGAAGUUGGCAAGUACUGUAUGAUGAUGCUUCAUGGGACACCAGGUUCAUCUGGCAGAAACACAACUGGGGAGUCAGCACAAGUAAAACAGAAUGGCACAUCCCAAACCACACAGAACCAGGAACCUACAGGAUACAAUAUUUUGGGCACAGCAAAGAACUUCUGAGCUCAGUUCAUGCAUUCAAUGGCUCAUCUUCAGUAUUUGAAGUUUCACAUUGAACUUUCUAAUCGUAAAAUUGGGAGCUAGAGGUUAUAAUAAGGGUGAGAAGUAAAUGAAAGACUUUCAUGCAACAACUGUGGGCACCUCUGCUUUGCCACCAGUCCACAAUUUGUCCCCCCCAGUAAUAGUUUAGCCACAGUGAGACCAGGAUGAACCAUUUGUCUCUCACUAGAAAGAAUGACUGCUAGUAUUACAUCUGUGACAGUGUUCACCGUACCAGCAGUGUACUAUCAGCCUUCUGCCGUGCAGUAGGAAAUAAUGGAGAUGCAAGGUGCAAUACUGAUCAUAUUGCUUGGUUGUGCAGGGGAGCACAUUUAAAGAGAUAGCCUGCAUAUUUGUACCAGUCUUCAGUUGUUUAAAAUGAAGCACUAUCAUUCCUGAUGUCCCACUCCAAUAGUUCUUUGUACUUAUUAACAGGGCAAUCCUGUGCAUGUCUACCCAGAAGUAAGUCCUACUUACAGUGGAGAUUACUCCCGACUAAAUUUGUUUAGGCUUUCAUCCAGAAAAUAAUAAAAGGGGUGUUGCUCACAGAAGUUUGCACCACCAUAAAUGUGUUAGCCUUUCCGUGACACAAGACUCCUUGUUAUUGUUAAGUAUUUUGCAUGUGAGCUGGAAUGCAGACUUACAAGCCCAUCCUAAGUAAUGGAGUUAGCUGCAGAUAAUGGAGAAUUUUUAUAUAUUCACACAAAAACAUAGCUUAUUAUAUUAGAAGGUAUAGGUUUAUAUAAUAAAAUCAUAAGGAGCUAAAGAACUAAGCAAAAAGGCCACAGGCCUUUGGAUCAUAGGGAAAGCAAAUUCAGUUUGAACUUCCCAACUCAUGAGAAUGAAGCAAGUAGGCCCGUGUGUAUGAUUAAGUUUGAUUAACGACCGUAUUGUUUUAAGCAAUGGAAGCCUAUAAUCCAUGAUUGAUAUAUUUUUAACUGUUUUAUCCAGAGAAACUGACUAGUGAAAUAGGUAACAAUGACAUAUAUUCUAUUCUUGAUUUUGUAGAACGAGAACGCCGACUAGUGAAAAUUUUGUAACUCUUCCAAAGUAGGAACGAGAGGAACUUUGAGCUUAGCACGCAUUUUAAAGUAACUUGGUGUGUUGUUUUUUUCACUUUUGAUAAAUAGGAUACAACUUUUUAAGUGGGUACUCAUGGUAAAUAAGUAUUUUGAGGUGGCUUGCUUUGUCUAUUCCUCUGAGGCUGAUAGACGCUGAUUGGCCAGUAUCAGCCCCAGUGUCUUCCCUAGACUGGGUAGUCUUCAAACGUAGCCCAGUGUUUAAAUAUAAUUCUCCCUCAUACGCUAUGUAUUUUAUAAGUAAGGAAUGGGAUUUCUGAGAAAAUAUAAGGAAUAAGGAACCUUAUAGCAGGCUAAUAAAACUAUGAUGCUCAUGGACACCCUAAGUUAGCCAAUCUCAACCUGGCGUCGUGGUAUUGCUGAAGGAACAUUUUGUAAUGUUCUCAGAAGUCCCUGGGUCAACUUGGGCAAUCAGGAGCCAUGAAAGUAUGCGUGAAGGCCCACUCACAAUAAGUAGAAUGAAGUGUAUGGUACAAACUGAUCUCAACUAGCCUAAAACCAUUAGUAACGAGAGACAGAAGAAUAGUGGUAACAUCAAUCAAGGAGACAGUGGAAUAUUGGAAAUAUUAGUCAAGGGAACAGAUUAACAUUAGUCAAAGAAGACAGCAGGACAAUGAGAUGGGAGGUUGUUGCAAAUUAUGAAUAUACAUAUACUCGUUUUAAUAAAAUUACAGUAGGGCCCUGCUUUACGGCGCUUCACUUUACAGCGAUUCGCUAAUACAGCCGUCUCAAUUAGACGCAAUUAGACUAAAGCCCCACUCAUAUGGCGCUUGUUCCACUUUUAUGGCAGUUUUUGGGCAUCGUGCGCCAUUCUAUUCAAUGAGUUCCACUUUACAGCGGUUUUCACCGAGUCUGGGCAAUACCCUCAGUUUUAUACUGGGAAGCCUCAGAUCAAAGACUGGGAAGAUAUUUAUGUUGUUACCCUCAGUUCUAUACUGGAAAAUCUCAGUUCAGAGCCUGGGAAGAUAUUUAUGUUGUUACCCGCAGUUCUAGACUGGGAAGCCUCAGAUCAGUGUCUGGGAACACCUAGGUAUAUGUGUUUUGUAGUAUUUUCUCUGGAAGUGAGUGUGUGGUUAGGGAAUGAGCCCCUUGUAUGAAUGAAGUGUAUGAACUGAAUGAGCCCUAAGCGUGAAAUGAGUAUCUAGCACCUUAGUGGUUCAGUGAGGAGAGUGUACUAAGAUUUGUACCUCUGGUGCUAAAACAAUGUCUGAAACAUAGAAAGCGGUGCUGAGCUGCAUGGGCUUACUGUGAAAACCCACUCAUUCUUUCAAGACAGAGAUACAGAGUUAGUUUUACUAAUGCAGCCUUCAGCAGGUGGAUCCCCUCCAGGUAUUUUGGACUGCAAUUCCCAUUAGUCCCAGGCAACAUGUGCUGGUUGGGGCUGAUGGGAAUUGUAAUUCAAAACAUUUGGAGGGGACCAGCCUGGAAAAGGUUGUCCUAAUGCAAUGUACCCUGGGCCCCUUUAACACCCCCAUCUCCUUUUCCUAGUGUAUGAAGACCUAACAAGCCCCUAGGGCAGGGUAGUCAAUGUGGUGCCCUCCAGAUAUUGUGGAUUACAACUGCCAUCACCCUCUGGCCAUUAGCCAUGCUGGCCUGGGUUGAUGGGAGUUGUAACCCAUAACAUCUGGAGGUCACCAUGUUGGCUACCCCUGCCCUAUGGAAACAUACUGUGAAAAGUUGUGGAGAAGAAACAAUGAGAUGUAUCCUUGUGCCGGCACUGGGCAUCCACUGUCCAGUCCCAGAAACCUUUCAGGAGAACAGGACUGUGUGAGGUCUGAAAAUCUUUGUGAAAGGAACAAUAAUUGAUAGCUUUGCUGUAGCUAUGGCAAAUACUCCAUGUUGGUCAAGGCCUACAGGAAGUAACUCAGCUUAAGUGUUUGCUCACAAACACAAUUCAAUUUAAUAGAAAAUGUAGCAAAAUGGGUAUCUUGAAAACUGCCUGUUGAAUCUUCGGUCAUUGGUAUUGUGAUGAAAUUUUAUAUUGCUUGACGCUUAUGGAAGAAAACUGUCAAUUUAAGAUUAAAUGGUCUAGCUAUUUAUGCAAAUACACUCAUGAGACUCUUAAGAGGAAGGAUUAAGUUUGUAGAAUCAUCUGUUUCAACAGCAAAUAAUAGAAUAUCCAAAUGACAAUCGACAUUUUUUAAAU
Rhineura floridana is the source of this 5537-nucleotide messenger RNA. RefSeq names its product N-acylsphingosine amidohydrolase 2 (gene ASAH2). Lineage: Eukaryota; Metazoa; Chordata; Lepidosauria; Squamata; Rhineuridae. The record is from RefSeq and is a predicted model, not a curated record. The transcript has 22 exons. Gene Ontology annotation, molecular function: N-acylsphingosine amidohydrolase activity. Gene Ontology annotation, cellular component: extracellular region. The coding region runs from base 179 to 2329 and encodes 716 amino acids. Gene Ontology annotation, biological process: long-chain fatty acid biosynthetic process; ceramide catabolic process; sphingosine biosynthetic process.